Molecule: messenger RNA, 1140 nt
Organism: Fusarium keratoplasticum
Lineage: Eukaryota; Fungi; Ascomycota; Sordariomycetes; Hypocreales; Nectriaceae
Exons: 1
Coding region: 1-1140 (379 amino acids)
Source: RefSeq, a predicted model, not a curated record
AUGGACCAGGCGCAUCAGAGCUAUGCUCGCGCAGUAUCUUAUGCUCAGGAUGUCAAAGACCCAACGAGACUACUGUCACUAAGUCUUGCACUCUUGUCCAUCACCAACAUGAUGGGACGUUGGUCUGAGAGUCAGGUUCACAUUACGGCUGGACACCGGUUAUUGAAGCAGGCUGGUACUGAUGAAGCAACAAUGAGUGCGGCUGAGAUCCUAACACGACUCGACCUACAAGCCAUGACAUUUUCCGACUCCAGUGCUCCAUAUUCUUACGACAACACACCGCGGUCAGUGUACAUUGACACCCUAAUGCGCCAGAUAGAACGGUUGGAGAGCUAUGCGCAAGCGGGCACGGCGCUGUUUGGUCUGAUGAGGAGGUUCAUGCUGUUGGGUGAGACGUUAGUAGCCGACGAUGGCGAACAGGGUGAAGAGGCCAUCAUACAGAAUCUGAUGCAGGACAUUGCAUCGUGGGAGUACAAGAUGGCCGACUUUGAGAGGAACCGCGAUCCACACAACGCCAUAGGAGCUAUAUCCAUCAGGCUGUAUCACACGUUGCUGCGCAUGUGCAUCACUGCGGGAGGAUACGGGCCUGAGGCGCGAUGGGACAGGUUGCUUGGAUACUUUGAGCGCAUCCUCACACUCGCAGAGCUGUUGUGGUCCAACACGCCAAACACCCACGUGCAAUCGCCUCUUUCUCUGGAACCGGGUCUGAUCGUGCCCGUGUUCAUGGCGUGUCAGCGGUGUCGACAUCCGUGGCUCAGACGAAGAGGUAUUGCGUUUUUGCACAAGAUCAAGAGACAGGAGGGUAUGUGGUCGAGUGACGGCGCUGCGGUGGUGGCCGAGAAGAUCAUGGAGGUUGAGGGACAAGUGUAUUACACCAGCGACCUCUCAAGGGAGAAUUCCCCAUCUCCGAUGCAAGUCGAGGAGAUGUCCUGGGAGGAAUGGGCAACUGGGGACGGACAAUUGCCUGCAAAGACGAGUUGGGCUGGUAUACCUAGAGUCCCGGAGAAGGGAAGAGUGCGGGAUACUCUGGUCAUGGUGGAAGCUGAGCAGAAGCGAGUUCACCUGUCGCUGAUAAUGUCUCCGGGAGAAGAUCUUUUGGGCACACUUGGCGAAGUCCGAAUGGAGACGGUGACGUUCUAA